CACCAUGUCGACAGUAAAGAUAACACCAUCAGCUGCUUCAUUUGCGACUUCUAUCAAACACCUUGCGGGCAUUCAACUACCUCGACUCCAAAACACCAUUUUUACCUCCAAUUCCACUAAGUUUAGAGCACCCAGAAGAGCUUUUACUGUAUCAAUGGCGGCUUCACUCGACACCCCUCUUGAAGUUUGCGUCAAACAAUCAAUCACAACUCCUAACAAGCUCGGCGACUGCCCAUUCACUCAGAGGGUUUUGCUUACGUUGGAGGAAAAGCACCUUCCAUAUGACAUGAAGUUUGUUGAUUUAAGUAACAAGCCUGACUGGUUUUUGAAGAUAAGCCCUGAAGGUAAAGUUCCACUUAUUAAGCUUGACGAGAAAUGGGUUCCAGAUUCAGAUGUCAUCACACAGGCACUGGAGGAGAAGUUCCCUGAACCUCCGCUGACAACUCCUCCUGAGAAGGCUUCCAUUGGAUCAAAGAUCUUCCCGAAGUUUGUUGCUUUUCUGAAAAGCAAAGACCCCACUGAUGGAACAGAGCAGGCUUUACUUGAUGAGCUGACAGCUUUCAAUGAUUACCUUAAAGAAAAUGGUCCAUUUAUCAACGGAAAUGAGGUAUCUGCUGCUGAUUUGUCGCUUGGACCAAAGCUAUAUCAUUUAGAAAUAUCUUUGGGGCACUAUAAGAAUUGGUCUAUUCCAGAUUCACUUUCCUACGUGAAAUCAUACAUGAAGAGUAUAUUCUCCAGAGAAUCAUUCAUCAACACGCGGGCACUAAAAGAGGACGUCAUUGAGGGUUGGCGACCAAAAGUCAUGGGUUAGACAAACUAUAUCAUCUUUUGCAUUUCUGAGGAUUAGAUUUUUGUCACAAGGUAUAGUAAGCUAGCAUUUGGAAGGCUGUAUGACAGUUCUUUGCCAUGUAUAUUGUUAAUAAAACACAUACUCAUCCUUGUUUGACUGAAUGAUAGCCUGAGUUAUAUAUGUAAUACAUACUCUUCCUAAUGCUUGUG
Solanum tuberosum (potato) is the source of this 999-nucleotide messenger RNA. RefSeq names its product dehydroascorbate reductase (gene DHAR2). Gene Ontology annotation, biological process: cellular oxidant detoxification; protein glutathionylation; ascorbate glutathione cycle. The record is from RefSeq and is marked provisional. Gene Ontology annotation, molecular function: glutathione dehydrogenase (ascorbate) activity. NCBI's taxonomy places the organism in Eukaryota, Viridiplantae, Streptophyta, Magnoliopsida, Solanales, Solanaceae.